UAUAUAUAUAUGCCUUCAUUCAUCCGGGGUAUAUUAAUAAGGGUUGUCUUCCGACUCAAUAUACUGUUCCUCAAAAUCGAAUCUCAGCAUGGCGAAGAAGAAGCCACCAGCAGAAGCAUAUGUUUUCCGACUGCUGGUUUCAUUGAUUGUGUGCAUGAGGAUUUUCUUGGCCACCGCGGAAAGCUCGACGACGACGAAAAUUCAGAUAAACAUAGGUACGAUCGUGAACUUGGAUACAUGGGUUGGGAAGGUUGGGUUGAGCUGCCUCAACAUGGCCCUUUCUGACUUCCAUAACUCCCAUCCUCAUUACAACACUAGACUUUUCCUCCAUAUCAACGACUCCAAUACAAACGACGUCGUUCAUUCAGCUGCUGCAGCUCUGCACCUUAUAAAGGAUGUGGAAGUACAAGCGAUCAUCGGGCCACAGAGUUCAAUGCAGGCAAACUUCGUAAUCGAUCUUGGAGAUAAAGCAAAGGUUCCAGUUGUAUCGUUUUCAGCUACAAGCCCUUCAUUAGCCUCGCAUAGAAGUUCCUACUUUUUCCAAGCAGCACAAAGCGACUCAUAUCAAGCCAAAGCCAUUAGUGCUAUACUUGAAGCUUUUGGAUGGAGAGAAGCCGUGCCCAUCUACGUCGACAACGACUUUGGCCGCGGACUAAUGCCUUCCCUUGUCGACGCCUUGCAACAAGCAGGUGUCCGAAUCCCCUACCGGAGUGCCAUUCCUCCUGCAGCCACAGACGACCAAAUUGAUACAGAGCUCUACAAGUUGAUGUCAAUGCAGAGCAGAGUUUUCAUAUUGCACCUCUCGCCGACGGUUGGUUCUCACCUCGUUACCAAAGCAGCAGAGAUUGGGAUGAUGAAUGAAGGCUAUGUUUGGAUCAUGACCAACAGUUUGACUGAUCUAUUGACUUCACCGAAUGCAUCAGCCAUUAAUUCAAUGCAAGGUGUUGUUGGUAUAAAGACUCAUGUGCCCAAAACAGUAGAGCUGGAAAAUUUCAGAGUUCGAUGGAAGACGCAAUUCUUGAAGGAAAAUCCAACCAUGGUCGAUGAUGCAGAACUUAACGUUUUUGGAUUGUGGGCUUAUGACGCUGUUUUUGCAUUAGCCAUGGCCGUCGAAAAGGUUGGAGGUAAAGGCUCUGGCUUUCGAAAGUUGAAUGCUUCUAGCGGCUUGACAGAUCUUGAAAAUAUUGGGGUCUCUGAAAAUGGUCCGAAACUUAGGGAAGCAUUGUCCACAACGAGAUUUAGAGGGCUGGGUGGAGAUUUCAGUUUUGUGAAUCGGAAACUUCAAUCGUCAACUUUCCAAAUAGUGAAUGUACAUGGUCAUGGAAUGAGAUCGAUCGGAUUUUGGACACCCAGUAAUGGACUAACUAGAAAAUGGAAUUCCACAAGUACGUAUUCAACUUCGAAGUCUAAUUUAGGAUCUAUAAUAUGGCCUGGAGAUACUACCUCUCAACCCGAAGGAUAUACGAAAUAUCCAACAACUAUUGGGAAGAAACUGAGAAUAGCGGUUACGAUGAAAGAUAAUAUUAGCUCGUUUGUUCAAGUGGUAAAUGAUUCAAGUAGGAGCAACCCUGAAUUCACUGGUUUCUGUAUAGAAGUCUUCAAAGCUGUAAUGGAUGCAAUGCCAUAUCCUGUAAUCUACGAGUUCAUUCCCUUUUCAAAGCCCGAUGGUAAACGGGCUGGCACUAACAACGAGUUGAUCUAUCAAGUUUAUCUUGGGAACUAUGAUGGGGCAGUGGGAGAUAUCACUAUUAUAGCCAACAGGUCCAAUUAUGUUGAUUUUACAUUGCCAUAUACAGAUUCUGCGGUCACAAUGAUUGUGCCAACCAAAGGCAUGAAAAUGAAAAACGCUUGGGUGUUCUUGAAGCCUUUGACUUGGGACCUUUGGGUGACAACCGGUUGCUUUCUUGUUUUCAUUGGAUUUGUGGUCUGGGUUCUUGAGCAUCGAAACAAUGACGAUUUCCGCGGUCCUCCUUCGCAUCAGAUUGGAAUCAGUUUCUCGUUCGCCUUGUCCACCACCAUGCUCGUUCAUCGUGAAAGAAUUCUGAGCAACUUGGCAAGGUUUGUAGUGAUCAUUUGGUGUUUUGUGGCUACCAUAUUGACGCAAAGUUACACAGCCAGUUUGACAUCACUCUUAACAGUUGAACAACUCCGACCCAGUUUUACUGAUGUGAAUGAACUUUUAAAGAAUGGGGAAAAAGUUGGGUACCCAAAAUACUCUUUUGUUGGAAGAAUGAUAGAAGGGUUGAAGUUCAAGCAAGAAAACCUUAAGGAAUAUAAUUCCUUGCAACACUUGGAACAACUUUUUGCAAAUGAUGAAAUUUCUGCUGCUUUUGAUGAAAACCCUUACCUCGAGCUAUUCGUUGCUCAACAUUGCCCCAACUUUACAUUGGUUGGACCAAGUUAUAAGACUAAUGGGUUUGGUUUUGUCUUCCCAAGAGGUUCUCCGUUAGUGGGUGAUGUCUCAAGGGCAAUCCUAAAAAUGAUCGAAGGGAAGAAAAUGAAGGAAAUUGAAGAUGCCUGGUUUGUGAAAAACAGUUGUUCAACCACUAAGGAUUCCUUCAGUCUUGGGCUUAAUAAUUUCUGGGGUUUAUUCCUUAUUGCCGGGAUUGCUUCUUUGUCAGCUCUUAUAAUAUGUGCGGCUAUUUUUCUUUACAAGCAUAGGCAAAUCUUGAUGCAUUUCGAUUCAGAACUCUCAAUAUGUGGAAAAAUUCGAUUCAUGUUCAAAAUCUUUGAUGAGAAAGACCUUAGCUCCCACGCUUUCAAAAAGACUAGUGAGCUUCAAGACAGAAGAAAUAGGAGUUUAGAUGGUAAUAUUCAUCUUCAUGAUCAGGCUAUGGAUGUGAUUGAAGCCUCACAGAACACCGACUGUUCGCCAAGCCCAUCUAAUUGUACAAACCAGUCAGUUUAGGCUAGGAACAGCUUCCAAAAUUGAUUGUGGCUAGCAGAAUCGAACGACCAGGGACCUCCCGACAUAAUAUAUACCAAAUGUUUCGAAUAUUAAUAAUAUUAUCCCAAAUCCAGAAAUACCAGGAAAUCUUUACUUGUAGUUAUGCCCAUGAGAGAAACAGCGUACUAUGAAAAUGACGCAGUACUUGUAAUAUAUGUAUUCACAAUGUGUGAGUUGUGUGAAAACCAAUCUCUCUCUCUCUCUCUCUCUCUCACACAC
Molecule: messenger RNA, 3166 nt
Organism: Ziziphus jujuba (common jujube)
Lineage: Eukaryota; Viridiplantae; Streptophyta; Magnoliopsida; Rosales; Rhamnaceae
Product: glutamate receptor 2.8
Exons: 5
Coding region: 89-2908 (939 amino acids)
Cellular component (GO): plasma membrane
Molecular function (GO): glutamate-gated receptor activity
Source: RefSeq, a predicted model, not a curated record